CUACGAGCCACCGGAAAUGCAAUUGUGUACCAGGACGGUUUUCGAAGCCGGGAAGGACAAAGGAACAGAUAAACGAUCUCCGCUGUUUCCCGGCGGAUUCUCGUGAUCAUGCUGAAGUGAGCAUGUGCGUCAUAGAGGCCGACAGAGGCCGAUAGAGGCGUAGAGCUGUUGUGGCAAGAUGACCAUCAAGGGCUUUCACAAGCUGUUCGAUGAUGGACAGAGCUGCUGGCAGAACAAGACCGCCAAGGUACGCACACCGACUGUGGCGCCCUUGCAAACAACAGAGAAAGGGCAAACAAGGGAGGGCAUGAUCAAAACAGCAUGGUUGUGCCUGUGUGCAGGACUAUGCCGGUCAGAAGGUUGCCAUCGAUUUUAGCAUCCUGCUCUACCAGGUGAGCCGCGACGAGUCAGACCAUUCACUGGUUUCUUGUACAUAUUUGUAUCUUGCCUGCCUCAGGUGUCGACGGUUGAGUCCCACGUGCCGCCCAUGCGUACACUGCUGUUCAAGCUGUUGAAGAUCCUGGAGGCCGGCAUCAUCCCCGUGAUCGUCUUCGACGGCGCACCACCACGGCAGAAGCUGCGCACCAAGGGCGGCAGCAGCCUAUCCAACCGUGACGCCGAUAGACCGCUGGCCGCCUCGCCCCGACUCACACUCGGUGCCCCACGGCGGUCAAAUUUCCCAUCGCCACCACGCCCGCCACCCCCUCCCCCUCCCCCUCCCCCACCGCGCGCAUUCCCCGCUCGCACGUGUGGCGAAGACAGCGAUGACGACGAGUACGCAAUCGUCACCAUCGGCGGGGGGCAGACAUUGCCACCUGCCGACACACAGCACAUCGCGAGCACCCCUCCCGUGCCCCCAGGUCCGAUGACCAGCCAGCCAUCGCCAUCGCCAUCACCAUCGUCCCCCCGCUCGUUCGCGCGUGAGAGUGAGGGCGACAUCAAACGGCUGCUGGACAUGCUGGGCAUCCCGUGGGUGGCGGGGCCGGGUGAGGCCGACGCCACGUGCGCCAUCCUUGUCCAGACGGGCAAGUGCGAUGUCGCGGCGUCUGAGGACUAUGACGUCAUGGUGUUCGGUGCAUCUAGGCUCGUGAGGGGGUUGUUGCAGUUCAGCGCUGCCGAUAAGAAGCGGCGGACGUCGCAGAAGAUUGCCCGGGUGACGGGUGGCGGGGGCGGGGGCGUGACGGGGGUGCGGGAGUUUAGCCUGCCUAGUUUGUUGGCGCACCAGCAGCUCACUCGCGAGCAGCUGGUGGAUGUUUCGCUGCUCAUGGGCUGCGACUACUAUCCGGGCGUCAGCUCGCUCGGGCCCGUCAAGGCAUCGCAGCUUAUUAGGUCAGAGAAACGCAACGAAACUCCCAGGCCUUUGAAUGCAUGUGUAUAUGCGUGUAUGUAUGUGUGUGUGUGUGUUGGUUGGUUUAUACAGGCAGCAUGGGUCGAUCGAGCACCUGCCGUCUAACAUCAGGAGUCGGCUGCCCCGUCCCCGUGAGCUGUACGAGCUGCGGCAGCUGUUCCUCGCCCCACCCAACACACAGCAGCUGCGCCAGUCGUCCCGUAGCUACCACCUGGGCCCCCUGCCGGUCAGCAGCGACGCGCAGCAACAGCUGUAUAGCUUCCUGAUGGGCGAGAAACACGUAUUCAACCAGAGGGGACACUUCGGUAGGUGGGCAGGCCACAGACUCCCUCCCUCUCACCCAUCCGCACCCCCAACCGCACCGCCCAUGCCAUGGAUGCUUUCGUGUGUUCAGAGAGCGUGGUCAAUCGUAUCGAGAAGCUGGCCGAUGCGCGUCGGCAGCCCACCCAGCUGACCCUCAACUCCUUCUUCACGCCAUCCCCCAAACCCAAGCCACAGCCCGGGCAGCGGUCGGCGCGCAUGACGAUCGGACCCACCCCACACCCCACUGCCCAACCCGCGGCAGCACCACCAGCACAUGUGUUGCCGCAGAAGCGUGGGAGGGGCAACAGAGUGGAGAAGCCGCCCAGGAAGGCGGCACGAGGCGGCGAUGUGGGUGGUGCAGGUGCAGGUGGUGUGGGGAUUGUGAGGGGUGGGCGGGUAAGGGGAGGGCGACGAUAGCCGCGCCUGUAGCGUCGCAGCGUAUCGAGGUGUCCCUGCUGUCAAGCGAUGAGGACGAACCGUGAGGGCCGCUUGAUUGCAUGCAUGGAUGGAUGGAUGGAUAGAGCGUGUAGAGGAUUUGUCUAGUCUGCUGUGUGUGCAUGGCGGUUGGCGCGUGUUUGCACACGUGUUGCUGCUGACUUGGCGUUAGGUAUGUGUGCAUAUGCAUGACGGACACAGCCAAGUUCGAUCGUACAUGUACAUGUCAUGCCAUAAAUCGAUGAAGGGCUGCAAAUCGAGGCACGUCGCUGCCGGUGGUGAGCAGAUGUAUGUGUGUGGCCGGAUUUUGUCCAUUCCCCUUGUGUUAUGUGUCUGUCCGUCCAGAUGAUGUUG
Messenger RNA from Vitrella brassicaformis, 2440 nucleotides. The record is from the annotation of a GenBank genome assembly. Lineage: Eukaryota; Vitrellaceae.